GAUAAGAGAAAAGAAGCUCAUCUCUCCCUGUCUCUCUUGAAGCUGUACUAAAAUGGCGUUCUCUCCUACUGCUGGAACUAAGUUUACUUUACCAUAUGGCGUUCCAACUUCACUCUCCCAGCUCCAAUCCUCAGUGCUUAGUAUUCCUUGUUUCAAAUCACAUUCCCACUCCUUCAAGUCUCCAAAACGACGACCUUACAGUUAUCGUCGUUUUGGCGUUAUUGUUUCUUCUUCUGCAACUCCAACUCUACAGUCUACAAACGGCGCCGUUGUGUCUCCCUCUCAGAACCCAGACUCUUCUUCCUAUGGAAGGCAGUACUUCCCUUUAGCCGCUGUUGUUGGCCAGGAUGCUAUAAAAACUGCUCUGUUGCUUGGGGCUAUUGAUCGUGAGAUUGGAGGAAUUGCUAUUUCUGGAAAGCGAGGAACAGCCAAGACAGUUAUGGCACGUGGAUUGCAUGCCAUUUUGCCACCAAUUGAUGUUGUUGUUGGUUCUAUAGCUAAUGCUGAUCCAUCCUGCCCUGAAGAGUGGGAAGACGGCUUAGCAGAACGAGUGGAAUAUGAUUCUGAUGGGAAUAUUAAGACUGAAGUUGUUAGGUCUCCUUUUGUUCAGAUUCCUUUGGGAGUCACAGAGGAUAGACUUAUUGGUUCUGUUGAUGUUGAGGAGUCUGUGAAAACAGGAACUACUGUCUUUCAGCCAGGCCUUCUAGCUGAAGCUCAUAGAGGUGUUCUGUAUGUUGAUGAGAUUAAUCUUUUGGAUGAGGGUAUUAGUAAUUUGCUUCUUAAUGUUUUGACGGAAGGGGUUAAUAUUGUCGAAAGAGAGGGAAUCAGCUUUAGGCAUCCAUGCAAGCCACUUCUGAUAGCUACUUACAACCCAGAAGAGGGUGCUGUUCGUGAACACUUACUGGAUCGUAUUGCUAUUAAUUUGAGCGCAGAUCUUCCAAUGAAUUUUGAAGAUCGUGUAGCAGCUGUUGGUAUUGCGACACAGUUUCAGGAACAUUGUACUGAAGUUUUUAAAAUGGUCGAGGAAGAGACAGAAUUUGCAAAGACCCAGAUCAUUUUGGCUAGAGAGUAUUUGAAGGAUGUUACCGUUAGCAGGGACCAAUUGAAGUAUCUUGUUUUGGAAGCCCUUCGAGGUGGUUGCCAGGGACACAGAGCGGAGCUAUAUGCUGCUCGUGUUGCAAAAUGCUUGGCUGCUCUUGAAGGACGUGAAAAAGUCAAUGUGGAUGACCUGAAAAAAGCUGUGGAAUUGGUUAUUCUUCCUCGUUCAAUCAUCAAUGAGAGUCCACCAGAACAGCAAAACCAACAGCCUCCACCUCCACCACCUCCACAAAAUCAGGAUCCUGGGGAUGAGCAGAAUGAGGAGGAAGACCAAGAGGACAAUGAUGAAGAUAAUGAACAACAGCAGGAUCAAAUACCUGAAGAAUUUAUAUUUGAUGCAGAAGGGGGCUUUGUAGAUGAAAAACUUCUAUUCUUUGCACAACAAGCGCAGAGACGGCGAGGCAAGGCUGGGAGAGCAAAGAACGUCAUAUUUUCAGAGGACAGAGGUCGCUACAUUAAACCAAUGCUCCCUAAGGGUCCUGUGAAGAGAUUAGCAGUUGAUGCAACCCUUAGGGCAGCUGCACCAUAUCAAAAACUGCGUAGAGAGAAGGACACUCAAAAGAGUAGGAAAGUUUUUGUUGAGAAAACUGAUAUGAGGGCAAAAAGAAUGGCCAGAAAAGCCGGAGCACUGGUGAUAUUUGUAGUCGAUGCAAGUGGAAGUAUGGCGUUGAACCGAAUGCAAAAUGCAAAAGGUGCUGCAAUUAAGUUACUAGCUGAGAGUUAUACAAGCAGGGAUCAGGUUGCUAUUAUCCCCUUCCGCGGAGAUUCUGCUGAAGUUCUUUUACCUCCUUCCAGAUCAAUUGCAAUGGCAAGAAAACGCCUUGAAAGACUUCCAUGUGGUGGUGGUUCGCCCUUAGCUCACGGCCUCACAACUGCUGUUAGGGUUGGGUUAAAUGCAGAAAAGAGUGGUGAUGUAGGGCGUAUAAUGAUUGUUGCUAUAACAGAUGGUAGAGCCAACAUAUCACUGAAAAGGUCCACUGAUCCUGACGUUGCUGCUUCUGAUGCCCCAAGACCUUCAGCACAAGAAUUGAAGGAUGAGAUUCUUGAAGUGGCGGGGAAAAUAUACAAGGCAGGAAUGUCCCUUCUUGUCAUUGAUACAGAAAACAAGUUUGUCUCAACUGGAUUUGCUAAAGAGAUUGCAAGAGUCGCUCAAGGAAAAUAUUAUUACUUGCCCAAUGCUUCAGAUGCUGUUAUUUCUGCUACGACUAAAGAAGCUUUAUCAGCCUUAAAGAGUUAAUAAUUUUAUAAAUUCGUGAUCAACCAAAUCAUGAGGUUCUGAUACUGCAUUUGCCACCAAAGCGGACUGGGUUAAAUUGUCCUGGACAGUACUGUUAACCUUUUGUUCUUUCCCCAUUCCUAAAUAGCUUCUGUGCAUGUAGCAGCUGUAAAGCAAAAUAUGGUAUUUUUGAAAA
This is a messenger RNA of Ricinus communis (castor bean), 2510 nucleotides long. RefSeq names its product magnesium-chelatase subunit ChlD, chloroplastic. The record is from RefSeq and is a predicted model, not a curated record. The transcript is spliced from 15 exons. Bases 53 to 2335 code for a protein of 760 amino acids. Lineage: Eukaryota; Viridiplantae; Streptophyta; Magnoliopsida; Malpighiales; Euphorbiaceae. Gene Ontology annotation, molecular function: ATP hydrolysis activity; ATP binding; magnesium chelatase activity. Gene Ontology annotation, biological process: chlorophyll biosynthetic process.